This is a messenger RNA of Oncorhynchus gorbuscha (pink salmon), 2697 nucleotides long. Its product is annotated as alpha-1A adrenergic receptor-like. The transcript has 3 exons. The record is from RefSeq and is a predicted model, not a curated record. Gene Ontology annotation, molecular function: alpha1-adrenergic receptor activity. Gene Ontology annotation, biological process: cell-cell signaling; positive regulation of cytosolic calcium ion concentration; phospholipase C-activating G protein-coupled receptor signaling pathway. Lineage: Eukaryota; Metazoa; Chordata; Actinopteri; Salmoniformes; Salmonidae. Bases 546 to 2003 code for a protein of 485 amino acids. Gene Ontology annotation, cellular component: membrane.
AAAUAGCCUACCGUCUGAAUAGUUUGUCCAGUCCAUACGAAAAAUACAUUUGCUUUGAUCACACUUGUACUGUCAAAGAACGGUACUCGUUUGGGAGGCAUUUAGGGAUGACAAGUGGGACUUCUGUUCAAUGAAAACAUCCCUCCAGCAAGUUUCUAUCAUGCCAUUUCAGUCCCAUCGUGAAAGAGACACCGUAAACAUAUCGGAUCUUGACUUUAUGACCCAGAAGGCCCUGCAGCCAAACUCCAAAGACAGAUGGUGCAACAAGCAGUGACAGUGCUGAAGAUUCACUAUCCUGACCUGUCAGUGUUUUUAAUGUUACUGCCAAAGACAUGUGAUUUGUGCAGGCAUUGGCAAGGGCUCAUGCCUCCUAGCAUGAAAGAUCUGUGAUUGAAAAGGUACAAACUUCUCCAGUCUUGAGUCACAAGAAGGGGAAAUGCAAAAUGGUGGACUCUCAAUGCCGGUGCGGAAGUUUGCAUUUAACCAAACAUGACAGUCAAUCCCAAAGACAUUCAACUAGUGAAUGAACCGUAAAUAAACCCAAAAUGGUUCCCUCAGAUGAGAACAUCACGUUCCCUGUGUCAGAAAACUGUCCCAACUGCAGUUCCUCCUCCUUCGCUGAGGUGGAUAUCACUAAGGCGGUGACCCUGGGCCUGGUGAUGGGGGUGUUUGUCAUCUUCGGGGUUCUCGGUAACAUCCUGGUUAUCCUGUCUGUGGUGUGCCACCACCACCUACGCUCCGUCACACACUACUUCAUCGCCAACCUUGCGGCGGCAGACCUGCUCCUGAGCUCCACCGUGCUGCCGUUCUCUGCCACCUCAGAGGUCCUAGGACGCUGGGUGUUUGGCCGGUCUUUCUGCAGUGCCUGGGCCGCCCUGGAUGUUCUCUGCUGCACUGCCUCUAUCCUCAGCCUGUGCGUCAUCUCUGUUGACCGUUACCUAGCAGUCAGCUACCCGCUGCACUACCCUGCCAUGGCCACUGGGCGGCGCGGCCUGGUCGCAGUGGCAGCUCUCUGGGGCCUCUCGGCAGCCAUAUCCGUAGGUCCACUCUUCGGCUGGAAGGAGCCCGACCCAGAGGACGAGACUGAGUGCCGGAUCACAGAGGAACCGGGUUAUGCUAUUUUCUCUGCCCUGGGGUCGUUCUAUGUGCCACUAGCUGUCAUCCUGGCCAUGUAUUGCAAGGUGUAUGUGGUGGCCAAGCGGAAGACUCGAGACCUGAGGGAGGGGGGGAUGCAUACGGAGGGAGAGGGAGUGACACUGAGGAUUCAUCGGGGAAAUGCCCCUGCUAAGCCAGAGGGGCAAGAGGAGGAGAAAUGCAUCAUGAGGCGGAGACGCACCACCUUCGCCCUCAUGCACCUGCUGAAAUUCUCCCGAGAGAAGAGGGCAGCCAAGACUCUGGGCAUUGUGGUUGGCUGCUUCGUUCUCUGCUGGCUGCCCUUCUUCCUGGUUAUGCCCAUUGGCUCCAUAUUCCCAUCGUACAGGCCAUCUGACACCAUCUUUAAGAUCACCUUCUGGCUGGGCUACCUCAACAGCUGUAUCAACCCCAUUAUCUAUCCCUGCUUCAGCCAGGAGUUCCAGAGGGCCUUCCUCAACGUUCUGCAUGGACGCUGCCUCAGACAGGGUGGCAGGAGCUCCAAGUCUCUGGGGUUUGCUCCUUCCUAUAGUCCCAGUCCUGGUCCAUCGUCUCUUUUUAGAUCCCAGCCUCACGCCUCCUCCUCCUCCACCCCCCCUACCCAGCCACGCCGAGCCGCCUCCCCAGCCUCUCACGCCUCCUCCUCAGGCUGCUGGAGGACCUUCUCUGGCUCCUCGUCCUCGGUGGGGGUGCCAGGCCAUACCCAAAGUACCCGGGUCCACAGUAAAAGCCUGCUGAAGGUGUGGUGUUUUGCAGCGGGGGAGAACACGUCCCAACAGGGUGCUGCUUGCCUGAGCCCCUCAGCCCCUGGUGCUACAUGUCAAACGAAAGUCCACUGCCACUGCCUGGGAGCAAGAGGGGAGGCUGUCUGACUGGGAACACUAAAGGAUUCUGGGUAAUUAAAAUUUCCCCCAAGUUCUGGGAAAAGAUGUGGCACUUAUUGGCAUGAAGUUAAGACAUCUCUCUCUCGAGAACUGCUGGAAUCAGUCAGUACAGCUAUUGCCAUAAAACUAAUGUGUCUUCAUGUUUUGGGAAAUGGGAGAGAGUACACCCACUGAAGAAGAUACUGUAACGCACCUGGAGGUAGAGAUGUACUGUACUGUAUGUGCUUCACUGUAGAUUGAUGUACAGUAUGAAUCAAAAGGAUACACAGUGUCAGUACAGAAACUGAAUAAAGAGUACUGAGUCAGUAAAGAGACCAGGGUUGGGGAGUAGCUGAUUACAUGUAAUCAAUUACACGCAAUCUGAUUAUAAAAAACUGUAACUGCAAUCAAUUAUGUUACCAACUAAAAUAUUGUAAUCUGAUUACAGAUACUUUAGAAAAACUAGAUUACUUCUUGGAUUACUUUUAAAUUCAGAAAGGCUGUUUGCGAAAAAAUACAUUAUGACACCUUUCUGUUUUCUCAAAUCAAAAUAAUCAAAUCCAAUUGAAUUUGUCACAUACGCCAAAUACAACAGGUGUAGACCUAACAGUGAAAUGCUUACUUACAAGCCCUUAAUUAACCAACAAUGCCGUUUUAAGAAAAAUAAUAAUUAAGAAAAUAUUGACUAAAUAAACAAAAGUUU